CCGAGCGACAAAGUUCCUUGUCUUUGACCAGAGACCAUAGCGCGGACGGGCGGACGAUAACAGCAUCCUCUGCUGUUAUUCAGCCUUCACAUCUCAAUGAACUGUUUGCAGAGAAAGCACUGAUCGUGCCUCCUGCUUUGGCAGGGCAGAGAUACUGAUCAGUGUCUGAAUAUUACAUUAUUCGUUUUCUUAAGAGAUUAUUUUCAUAGACUUUUAUUUUUAGGGCUCUGUAUAGGAUACCCUCCACCAUGGUGCUUGGAAAGGUGAAGAGCUUCAUUGUAAGCUAUGACUGUCUUAAUGACAGCAAUGUCCCCGUUUUCUCAAGCGGGGACUCCGUCUCAGGGAGAGUUAUCAUCGAAGUCACCGGAGAAAUCCGGGUGAAAUCUCUGAAAAUCCACGCGAAAGGAUUUGCAAAAGUUCGUUGGACUGAAUCACGAAAUGCUGGAUCCAACACUGCCUAUACGCAAAAUUACACAGAAGAAGUGGAAUAUCUAAAUCACAGAGACAUCCUAAUUGGGCACGAAAGAGAUGACGACAACUCGGAAGAAGGACUCACCACUAUCCAUUCAGGAAGACACGAGUAUGCAUUUAGCCUUGAGCUUCCACAGACACCUUUGGCUACCUCUUUUGAAGGGAAGCAUGGCAGUGUGCGUUACUGGGUUAAGGCAGAGCUACACAGACCCUGGCUCCUGCCCAUGAAGACCAAGAAGGAAUUCACCGUCUUCGAGCACAUCGACAUCAACACUCCCCUACUUCUGUCACCACAGGCUGGCACGAAAGACAAGACUCUAUGCUGCUGGUUCUGCACCUCAGGUCCAAUCUCCUUAAGUGCCAAAAUAGAAAGGAAAGGAUACACCCCAGGAGAGUCGAUCCAGAUCUUCGCGGAGAUAGAGAACUGCUCCUCCCGCAUGGUGGUGCCGAAGGCGGCCAUCUACCAAACCCAGACCUUCUACGCCAAAGGGAAGAUGAAGGAGGUCAAGCAGCUGGUGGCCAAUCUACGCGGCGAGUCGCUGUCCUCGGGCAAGACGGAGACGUGGAGCGGCAAGAUGCUGAAGAUCCCGCCCGUGUCCCCCUCCAUCCUGGACUGCAGCAUCAUCAGGGUGGAGUACUCCCUCAUGGUGUACGUGGACAUCCCCGGAGCCAUGAACCUGUCCCUCAACCUACCCCUGGUCAUCGGCACAAUCCCUCUGCACCCGUUCGGCAGCCGCACGUCCAGCGUUAGCUCCCAGUGUAGCAUGACCAUGAGCUGGCUGGGCAUGGCCUUGCCCGAGAGACCUGAAGCUCCGCCCAGCUAUGCAGAGAUCGCCACUGAGGGGCAGAGAUGGAGCAGCCGGGAGGUCUCCUCCUCCAGGGACGAGUGCGAGGGACCCCUCUUUGCCUACAUCCAGGAGUUCCGCUUCCAGCCUCCUCCUCUCUACUCCGAGAUUGAUCCCAACCCUGACCACAUCAGCCGGACCGAGGAGCGCAGGGCCGACACCUGCCCCUCGCGCUGAGAGAAGCCCCCUGACCUCCGCCCCGAGACGUCGGGCGACGACCCAGCAACAGCCAGUUCCUUGUUUAUUUCUCCCGGCGAUAGGGUUUCGCAGUCCACCGUCGGCGUCGAGAGAAAAACAAACCCACUAAAACAAACAGACAUGGACAAACAUCGCGGCGGGCUAGACACAGCUCCUCUCCCCUCCCCUCAGCGAGAGGGACAGGAAGUCCCGACGGAGAAGAAGCACUUCUGGUCUCCCCGCCCUCCUGUGGGAUGGGCGGACAACUUCCUCCCCACCCCGAGACAGCCCCCAUGUAGUGGAGACAGCCCUGGUGGUAGAAGUAGUGAUGAGGGUGGAAAAACGGCAGGACCACCAGGGGUUCUAGUCGAUCCAUCUAGCUCUUCGACCCCUGUUUCUUCUGUAACCACGGCCCAAAAGGACAUGGCUCUUUCGCACGGAGCAGUACUAUCAUGUUAAGACCCGAGCAGAAUGAGAACAGAACAGGAAGAAGAGAAGGAAAACCGUAUAACCACCACUUGUCUGUCCGCGCGCUGCGGCAGUCAACAAAGGAGCGCACCCACCUCCUGCCUCGAGAGUUCAUAUUCUAUUUUUUUUUUUUGCACACGUUAUUCUUUGCUUGAGUUGUGUAGCUCGAUUGAGACAGAGACAAAAUAAUCACUAUUUGUUUGGCUCCAGCUUGAUAGUAUAACGCUGGCCUAAAAGAGACUGCAGACUUAUCUCCUAGACUCCCCACCCACACAACUUUGAACAACGAAGAGAACAUAUUUGGAGGAACGCUAGACUGAAAAGGACAAAUGUGAUGCACUGACUUUGUUUAAGCUGUUACGAUGUUUGUUCUUUUCCUUUUCAUCCCUCGACUUUUCCUUAAUGACAUGCAGACACUGCAACCGCACACUCUCCACCCCGACGCUCUCUUUAACGUUGCCUCUUUAGCUUGGAUCCAAGUGUGGCUUCUUAUGUUUCUCAUUGCGAUGUCAAUGUUUUUUUUAUCUAGUCUUAAACGUAGCAUGCCUUUCAGCCAAUCAUUGUUUGCUUCGUGUUUGCGUUGUCCAUGAUCUAAGGUAAUUAGAUGCAGGUGUGCACUCGCCCCGCCAGAUGUGUUUGGUGCUUGGAUGUCUGAUGUGUGUGUGUGUGUGUGCGCAAGUGUGACAGAGAAAGGGCAGGACAUAGGAUGUCCAGUUCCCCCCCAAACACCUGCAGCUUCUUCAUCUUCAGCUCAGAGCAAUGCAGACAUAUUACUGCCUAAAGAAAAGCACUGUCCUAGGUGGUCUCACUUGCCAAACAGUUGGAAAAGGAAAAAAACAAGAUGUUCAGUUUGAUUUGAAAUUGCACUGUUUGAAAUAGUGAAAAUACUUUCUUUUUUUUCCUUCCUAAAAGUAUACUACCAAAUCAAAAGAGGAGACACACAAAAGCGAGGCAGCUUUCUAAGACAAACUACAUUCCCUUUUUUUUUUUCUUUUUUUGGUCCUGCUGCACUUGCCAAACUCAUUCACCGACUAUUAGAUUUUCCAGACCAGUGAAGCCAGAAUGCUUGAUAUCAAAAAGAAAAGGAGACAAUUUGAGCUGCUCCAGAGAAGCAGUGCCAGCUAAGUCAUCGCUGAGGAAGACAAACAUGCCACAUCUCUGCUCCGACUGGCCAGAACAAGUAGUCCUAGGUUGACAAGAGUAAUACAUUGGUUUUCAAACUCUGUCAACAGUUAAACCAGCAAGAGCGGAGAUUGAGCAUCGAUAAACACAACGCACUUUUUUUUAUAGAAAAAAAAAAGAAAAUAUAGCAUUCAUGGUGAAGGUCUGGAAAAAGUUUGGUAUUCACAUCGAUAACAAAUGAGAAAUUGCAGUUAAGCAGUCGCAUGUCGGACACAAAUGCAUUAUUUAAUAUCCUAAGAUUAGAAACAAUUUUUGUGUUUACAUGUUUACAAGCAUAAGUAGAUGACAAGUGUAUAUGUCGCGUGUGCGUGUGCUUUGUCAUGAUCCAAGUAGCAACUUCGAGACGACUUCUGACCGUAACCAAUUAACCAUACAUUGAAAGUGAUCUUAUCUUAGUGGCCUUGACACAGGACAGACCUAAUUAUGAUACGUCAGUAAUGCACGUGUGUAGAAAUACUAAUUAUCUUCCUAUUUCCCCCCCCCCCCUUUCCUUUUACUUGUUUGUCUGAGCUUGUGGGUUUUGUCACGGUUUUGAAAGGGACUACAAAGGGAAGAAAAUUCAAAAGUCAUUUUUUAAGCGUGUGUUAGAAAAUGAAUGAUUCCCUAAGUCAAGCCUCUUUGAUAUGGUGUUUCAGUAGUGAUGACUAGGCUAUUUUAUGUACUUGGGCAUUGAUGUUUUUUUCCCCCCAGUCAGAUAACCGUAUUCAGUUGUGUUGUAUUUCCCUCUCAGUUGAAGGGGGGUCUACUGUUGAUCAGCCACACCCCCCUUCAACUGAGAACAAAAUGAGCUAAUAAUAUGGACUAGACCGCUAUAUAAUCACUAUCAUGUAAUUCAGCUUGUUUUUUUGUUUUGAUUAUAUGCUAGGGAAUCUGUAUCAAGCUAAAAAUGAAUAAGCUUAACAAUACGUUUCAGGUAGGUCAAUUCCAGGGUCCAUUCCUUGGGCUUCAGUGUAGUCCAGUGUUAAAGCUAAACUCCUGACUUGAUAAGUUUGGAACUAGAAAAAUUCGAGACAAAGUGCAAUAUUACUCAUUUGAAUUUGUUUCAUUCACCAUUUGUAUGUUUAUUUUUUCUCUUGUCUUUAGUUGAAUAUUGAUCAGAAUAGAUAUUGUAUGAUACACUUUCUGAAUGAUUUAAACCCUUUUGUCUAGUUCUUCCUUUGAGAUGAAUAAAAUUUUGUUCGCAAUUUAAA
This is a messenger RNA of Hypomesus transpacificus, 4333 nucleotides long. RefSeq names its product arrestin domain-containing protein 3. The coding region runs from base 249 to 1493 and encodes 414 amino acids. The transcript is spliced from 8 exons. Lineage: Eukaryota; Metazoa; Chordata; Actinopteri; Osmeriformes; Osmeridae. Gene Ontology annotation, biological process: protein transport. The record is from RefSeq and is a predicted model, not a curated record. Gene Ontology annotation, cellular component: cytoplasm.